AUGAAAAGAGGGAAGCUACCAGUUAGGGGUGGUGUUAGGGUCCACAGCCACACAACAAAAGAACUUUCUACCAAUAUUCCAACAAAUACUAAUGAUGUCAAAGAACUUUCUAACGAUAUACCAACAAAUACUGAUGAGUUCAAAGUCUACAUGAUUAUUGGAAUAUGCAUUUUUGGAGCUUUUUUGAUUGUUAUUGGAGUGAUAAUUGUGAAGCGACAUCGUUCAAGUGCAUCAAAAGAGCAGAUUUCACGAAUAGAGCCGACUGGUACAGAUGGUUUAGUUAACCCCUCGACAAAAAAAGCACCUGAUAAUGCUUACACACCGAUGCCUCUGGGUUCUCUAGGUUCUGUCUUCCCAAGUAACGUCGACGAAAAUGUCAAAGCUGUGUACGUAGAAUGUCCUGAUAAUGUCUAUGAUAUUUCACGGAUCCAUAGACCUCACGUCCUCCAACAAAACAACAUUUACCAGACAAAUGAAAGCAUCUACAACACAACUUUCGCAAAAAAAGAUUAUGACAUUAACAACGAUUCAAAUCCGUAUCAAUCUUGCGUUAAACAACAUCUCAUAAAGCAAAACAAAGAUUAAUACAAAAAAUCAUGUACAGAACAUUUUUUGUAAUAUAUGUAAAGUUGUAAGAAAACAAGAGAACGAGAUAUCAAAGUGUUUAACAAAGAUUUUCGAAGAUGAUGUGUACCCGGCGAGAAAAAAAAUGCAAUGAAACUUUCAUAUUCAUUUUUUGUUGUUUUGAAAUUAAGAAUGAAUAACGGAUUACAUACAGUGUAGCACAAACAGUCGUGUAUGUUCGUGGAGUAGCUGCAUUUAAAAAUCAUGUCAUAUAUACGUUUGGAUGAUAUUGUAAUGUUUUGAGAUUUUAAUUUUCCAAAAGUUCUUUUUCCAGAGUUCAGACUUUCAGAAUCCACACUUAAUUCACACAUAUUUUGCAAUAUGCAGUAUGAAUAAAGACUCAACGUGUCAUAUUUUUAGCGUCAUAUUAAAUGUAGCAAAAUAAGGGAGCUUGUCUUCCAGAUUGUUGAAUAUAAAAUAAGAAUCCUCUUUAACUACAUAUUAACAGUUGUUACAAUAAGGAUUCGAACACUCUCGGAGAAGAAAUACCAUAUUUUUAGAAAGUACCAUAUAACAUGUACGUAACAUAUAUACGUGUAUACUGUAUUCAUAAACUCUAUUUGAUUAAAACAAAACACCACAAAUGCUGGUCUAAAAACAUGAAUUAAAAAGCACUAUCUAUGUGUUCAAUUGGAUGGAAUAGCAACAAUCAAUGUUAAACCAAUGACAUUUGCAUAUAUAAUGAUUUUAAACUCUAUUUGACGCCUUAAAAAGAAAUCAAAUUCAUAUUGCAUCCUUUCUAUACAGACACGGUACAUUUUUAUCCUACAUAUAUGAAAUUAUGUACAUGUACAACUACUACAACAACAAAUGUUAUAUAUAUUAGCCACUCAGCAUUUAAUGAUAACAUGUCUUUAUUCACAGUCUAUGUAAAGCAAUAAUUUAAAUUUUACAUACAUGUACAUUCAUAUUUUUUUAAUUCAAUUUGCUCUUCUUUAAAGUAAAAAAAAACAUAUUUAAGACAUACUUUAAAAACAUAUUUGUCAAGUUCAAGCAAUAGCAACUUUAACAGUUAUAAAUGCUAAAAAUACAUUCUAUACUUUGCAUUUCUUAUUUGUAUGUAGUGUAAAUUUUAGGGUAUAAAAAGGAUACUCGGUAAUUAAUCGAUGUUUUUGUAGGGAGGGUAAGACGCCAGAUAUUGUUUUUAAUUUUGCACGGAAAAGGCAAUAUUGCAUAGGGCUAUGAUUCUUAAAAUACCAGUAUCUACUUUUUCUAUGAAAUAUUUCCGGGAGAGUUGUCCUGAAAAGACAUGAUCUUUUCUUCAAGUGUGGUAAAGUUUAUUUUCUCGAAUUAUGAUCACGAAAUGUGCAUAACUUUGUAAAAUAUAAGGAAGUCUAUGUUUUAUCUUUUGAAUGUAAGUCACCGAUAGCCAGUCCGGUUCCGUUUUAUAAAUUAAAAAUAAAAUUUUACUUGGAAAUUCGGCGUUUGCAUAUCAGUUAAAGAUUAUAUCUCUAGUCCAUGUAUCAUAACGUAAAAAACGGUGCCAAUUUCCUUAAAUUCAAAAAAAAAAAAAAAAAAUUCAAAUGGCCAAAAAAUUAGGCUAUUUUCAACAUUUUGCAUAGCCCCUACAGUCUGGAAUAAAAUAUUUAUAUAUCUACCUAUAUAAAUAUAGAACUGUUUCAAAAAUUCUUAUUGAUAAAUUUUCUUUGGAUCGUGGGCUGCCAUCGACUAAUUUAACUAUUAGAUGAAGAGGCUCAAAUUCAUCUAAUUUCUCAAAAAUUCAAAAAUAUUGUAAUUUUACCAAGUCUAUUUUGCAAUACCUUGGCUCUUAAAGGUACUUGAUUUUUUAUAAGAAACAAAAGCACCAAGUCUCUACUGUAUAUUGGUGUUUAAAAUUGAACACUGGGACUUAGUCAAUGAAUUAGCAUAGAAACAGGGUCAUUUUUGUUAUAGUUAGAGAACUUAGCUCUUAUUCCGCCGAAUUCAAAAUUAGAAAACAAGCAAAUUCAAAGAAUUGUGGUCCCCUGCUUUCGGUAUCUUUGUGGGUGGGGUGUUACUUUUUAUGACAUAUUGCGUCAAAUCUUAUACAGGCAAUGCACAUGAAAAUUUGAAAUUACUAUCUCUUCUCAAUCAAAAGGUAAGGUAUAAGGAAGUGAAACACUGAUGACGCCAUAUGGCAAAAUAGCGAAACUUAAACCUUUCCUAAAUGCAAAUUAAAUAUAGUGAA
Saccostrea cuccullata (small rock oyster) is the source of this 2791-nucleotide messenger RNA. RefSeq lists its product as uncharacterized. The coding region runs from base 1 to 585 and encodes 194 amino acids. The record is from RefSeq and is a predicted model, not a curated record. NCBI's taxonomy places the organism in Eukaryota, Metazoa, Mollusca, Bivalvia, Ostreida, Ostreidae. The transcript is spliced from 5 exons.